GUUAGAGCAAUAAACACAAAACACACACAUACUAAGACAGAUGUACACUAAGAGGUUCUGCUUUUAAGAAAUUUGGAACCCUACAGUUUUGACUAAAACAGAACCCUAAUUUGCAGUGAUUUCUUGCAAUGGAUGUUCAAUCCGCAGCAUUUCCAGGUAAAAUUCAAGCAUCGAGACCAAAAACCACCCGAAAAAUCACUGAAGCACCAAAAACCAAUGCCAAGGAACCACCCAUUCACGGGCAAAGGCGGGUUUUUGGUACCGCUCGGAACCCAAAUGUACCAGCAAAGACGACAGAAAAGCCUAUAAUCAAACCCCCAACUGGGGUGUCUCAAAAACAACCCAAAUCGGUGCAGACAACUCCCUCAUCAACCGAUGUCGUGGCGGUUCCUGCAAAGGAGACCACCCAGAAAUCUCCUGACAAAAUUAAAACAAGACCCAAGAAGAAAAGUGUGUGUUUUAUAGAUAAAGUAAACGAGAAAACUGAAAGGAACACACAGGAUGGAGAUACCGUUGCACCUCGGACUCCGGUCAGAUCUCCUGCUUUGGUCAAGCCCAGAAUCUCGGGGACGCCGUAUCUGAGUGCAAAGAGAUGCAGCAAUUGCCGAUUUGAUCGGCUGGAGACUUCUACUUAUUGGCUGAGUCAGAUCAGAUUGGCCGAGUCUGUGGGAAAGCAUUUCAUCUCAGCCGCCUUCUUUCAAUUGGCAUUUGAAUCAAAAGCAGAGCCUAUUCGCAACCUUCGUGUUGAGCUAAAGGGUUAUUUGGCACGGCACGAGUACUUAUCUGCUGAGACAAGGUGGAUGGAUGUCUCUGUUAAAUAUGGAUUAUUGAAGGAUGCAAGCAAUGCAGCUGAGGUAGAUUCAGAUCUUGGAAAAGUCGGUGCAAGCGAGGCAACUGGGACUGGGAGCAUCGAUGAUCAAGAAAAGGAAGAAUUGAAGGAACAAACUGCUGAAGAACAUGAAACCAAAAAUGAUUGAAUUUCACUUUUUUUAUCUCUCAAAAUGUCAUGCAAAGAAGUUAUUGGUGUCAAGAUAAUAAAAAAAAAAAUUCAUUCUGGGGUGGUGUUGAAAAGUUAGAAAGAACCUUUAAUUGUGUUUGUUUGGUCGUGUUUUUGUAUUGAAUUAUGACAGUUGAGCUUUGUUUUAAAGUCAUUGGCUUUUGUAAUUGUAUUGGA
This is a messenger RNA of Ilex paraguariensis (yerba mate), 1174 nucleotides long. NCBI's taxonomy places the organism in Eukaryota, Viridiplantae, Streptophyta, Magnoliopsida, Aquifoliales, Aquifoliaceae. The record is from the annotation of a GenBank genome assembly.